AUGCGGAGCUCCAGAUCAUUCCUGUUCCAGGUUUGUUUAAGUCUAGUGGUUUCUAUAGGCUCCUGCACCUGUAAACCUCUCACUAAUGACAUCCAGAGCGGGGACCCUGAGGGACUCUACUCUCAGCUGUCAGAGGAGGACCUUCUGGAGGAGGAAGACACCGACUCCAAGAUGGAAAACCUCCUGGGAACCAUGAAGGAGGGCUUUCUUAAGAAACUCAACCUGUCGGAUGUUCCUCAGGAGCACAGCAAGAUCUACCCUCCUCAGUUUAUGAUGGAGCUUUACGACAAGUACGCCUCGGACAGCUUGACAAUCCCUCAGUCUGAUGUCAUACGAAGCUUCACUGUCCAAGAUAUCACUUUCUCUGUGACAAAUGGCACAAAGACGAAGUACAGGCUGCAGUUCAACGUCAGCAUCCCCAGCCAUGAAAAGAUUACUACUGCUGAACUACAGCUCUUCUUCCUCCCACGUCCCAGGUCAGGGGUCACCUUCCACAAUUUCAGGGCCACCGUCAAAGUCUAUGAAGUGGAUUACGACGAUUUCACACCCACGACCCAGCUACUGGUUGGCAAAGAGGUGACAGGCUCACAGAGCACAUGGGAAAGGUUUGAUGUGACCACAGCUAUUCAAAGCUGGAUCAGGUCGGGUCAUGGAGCAACUGUUUUUGAUGUAGUGGUGGAUAUGAAGGACUGUGGGGCUUCUAAGGGUGGAGAAGAAGGAGAAGGCUGUUUAAGUCUUAGCGUGUCUGUUGGGGAUAAUACUUCAGCGGCUUUAAUAGUCUUCUCAGAUGACCUGGGUAGCAGGAGGAGGGAGACCAAGAAGGAAUUAAGAGAGAUGAUCCUCCAUGAAGAAGAAACCAUCUUACACUCGGGUGCCGAUUGGAACAGAGGAGAUCAACUUCCAAACGAGAUCCCAGAGGCUCAGCAUCCACGGAGACAGAAGAGGAAGGCCGAGAGGGAAUACUGCCGGCGAACCUCUCUCAAGGUCAACUUUAAAGACAUCGGCUGGGAUAGCUGGAUUGUGGCGCCUCCAGAAUAUGACGCCUUUGAAUGUCGAGGCCUGUGUUACCACCCACUGACAGAUGAGUCCACCCCGUCAAAACACGCCCUCAUCCAGACACUGAUCAACAUCAGGGACCCCAAGAAGGCCAACAUGGCGUGCUGCGUCCCCAUCAAACUGGACCCCAUCACUGUCAUGUAUCAAGAGAACGGACGCCUUACUAUAAGAUACCUUUAUGAAGAGAUGAAGGUGGCAGAGUGUGGCUGCAGGUAG
This is a messenger RNA of Morone saxatilis (striped sea-bass), 1272 nucleotides long. RefSeq names its product growth differentiation factor 2 (gene gdf2). NCBI's taxonomy places the organism in Eukaryota, Metazoa, Chordata, Actinopteri, Moronidae. Gene Ontology annotation, biological process: BMP signaling pathway; SMAD protein signal transduction. Gene Ontology annotation, cellular component: extracellular region. Gene Ontology annotation, molecular function: growth factor activity; cytokine activity. The record is from RefSeq and is a predicted model, not a curated record. The transcript has 2 exons. Bases 1 to 1272 code for a protein of 423 amino acids.